GCGCAUGCGUGUUUCGUGUUCCUUUCGCUUCCAGUGGACUGGUCUCAGUCUCUUUGGACGAAACGGUUGGGAAUUCUGAAUUGGCAGGAAAAUGUCUCGACAGACGAACCGAGGUACCGAGAACAAGAAAAUGAACUCGGAGCUUUUCACACUGACCUAUGGAGCUCUGGUCACACAGUUAUGUAAAGAUUAUGAAAAUGAUGAAGAUGUCAAUAAGCAACUGGAUAAAAUGGGAUACAACAUUGGUGUUAGGCUAAUAGAAGACUUUUUAGCACGUUCUAAUGUUGGAAGAUGUCACGAUUUCCGUGAAACUGCAGAUGUUAUUGCAAAGGUUGCAUUUAAAAUGUAUCUGGGUAUAACUCCUAGUGUGACCAACUGGAGCCCAGCAGGAGAUGAGUUUUCAUUGAUCCUGGAAAAUAAUCCUCUUGUGGAUUUUGUGGAAUUGCCUGACAACCACUCCAGUUUGAUCUAUUCGAAUCUGCUGUGUGGAUUGCUGAGAGGAGCAUUGGAAAUGGUUCAAAUGGCCAUCGAUGUGAAGUUUGUCCAAGACACUCUCAAGGGUGACAAUGUGACAGAAAUCCGAAUGAAAUUCCUUAAAAGGAUUGAAGAAAAUCUCCCAGCAGGAGAAGAAUAGCAUUUCAGUCUUUUCCUGGACAGUAAGAAGCUGAAGAUAGUCUGUUAAUGUAGAUUGUUGCAAGGUUACUUUAUUUAAAACAUUUGACUGUUAAAGUGCAGGAAUGGAAAACAAUUUAUAGUCAUGAAUGGACCCCUUUGACUGAAGUUCAAUACCUCUGCACUUUCACUUAUUUGAGCUCUGAGUUUGUGGUUUUUUUUUGUUCUGUAAUUAUUUGCAUCUCUUCUAAUUAUCACAAUCAUUUGACCAUCAAUUAUUUUUUUCCUUAUGGCCCUCUGUAUUUAUCAUCUAAAAGCUAGUGUUGGGUGCCUUCUCUCCUCUCACUCCUCUGCUUUCUUUCCAGCGGUUGUUACCGUCAAAGCUGCUCUGAGUGGCUGAGCAGUCACAUCACUGAUGUAAUUCUGAUGAGGAUCAUUUAGUUUGUGUGUUUUAGUACAUUAACUUCAUUGGCACUGAAGUCAUGCUUGUAUGGCACUUAAUGUACUGUAGGAAAACUUACGAAAUGGGGAAGAUCGAAAUUACUGUAUAUGUAUUACAAAUACUCAAGUACCUGCUAAAACAAAAAGCUGUCGUUUCUGGCAGUUUUGGACAAAACCACUGAGAUGUUCAUUUUUUUUUCAACGUUUUCAGACGGCUAAUGCAAUGAUUGAUAAGCUGCCUGCAUCCUUAUAAUUUGAUUCUAUUUGUGCACAAUUACUUACAAUUGAUUUUGGUCCGUACGCUUCAGUAUAAGUCUUCCUUCGAGCUGUUUCUGUGGACUGUGCAAUGAAUUGCUUUUGUGGUAUUACUCCAGAGAGCAAGCAUUAGAGAUGGCUUCACCUCGUCUUUCCAGAAAUGGGUCAUGAAUUCCAGUGCAUUCUUGUGAUUUGAUCUUGAUGGGAUUGUAAUGAAGUCACAAAAUUAUACUUCUAAGAACUAGCUGCAGAUUUGUAGGUGUUACAUACGACUGAUUCAACAUUGUUCUGAAGAGCUACAGUGAAAUUGUAGGUGGGCAGACUUGAAAAUAUCUACUGCUUUGUUUUUAACCAUUUGAAUUGGUUAUGUUAGCAUUCCAACUAAUAGAUGCUUGAUGGGUUCUCAUUUUCAUCUACUUCCUAGUACUACAUCUGUAAGCUUUGUUUUUACUUGCACUAUUGGAGUCCUGAAAAGGCUUAAAUGCAUUGCUACAGCUUUAGUUUUAUUUUGAUGUAUUUAACUUGGAUUUUUUUUUUUGUUUCUCCUGACUUUGCUCAUCUGGAACAUUUACAAUAUAGUUUUCUGUACACAUUGGAAAAUAACGCUGAUAUCCUAAUCCGCCCUCAGUGUUUCUAACUAAGAAUCUCAUUUUCCAGCAGCUCUCUUGUCAGUAUGACAGUGUUGAUUCUGGUAUUUUCUGAUGAAAAACAUAUGUAUGUUUACUUAUUCCUUGUAGUAAUCCAUGACUGCUGCACCAACAAUAGAUGUUUGGCAGUACUGAUUUUUUUUUAACGAAAGCACAUUAAAGGUUCUCUAAAGGAGGAAAAAGAAGAUGUAUUCUAUUUUCAAGAGAAAAGUCAAUCCUUUCCACUCCAGAAAUUAUUCUGCUUAAUAGCUAAACAUCCAGUUUAUGCCUCCUUUCAACUGCAGCUUUGCCUGAAUGUUAGUUUGAUGUGCUGAGGACUCGAGAGCUGUAGGGAAGAUAUAGAUAUGAUUUGGUAACAGUAACUGACACACAUAUGGUGUUUGUUUCUUGUUGCAGCCUACUUUUUAUUUUCAAAAUUCCAUUUGUGCUAUUACUUGAAUAAUAUUUUGCACUUGUAAUUUAAAAUGGAAAGAAUGGUCAUCAUGGUUCUUUUCCAUGUCCACACUGAUUUCAUACUGGUUUUAGCUAGGCUUCUCCUGUUUAGUUGCACUGUUGCAGGUUCUGAGUGCGCUGUCAUUGAUCAAAAAAGUUAAGGUAAUUUAUUUACCCUUGGGUAAGAAUGAAGGUUAUGAUUUUAUAUCAGUAGAAAUCUGAAUUCUUCCUUCUCAAAGUGGCUUUAAAGCUGGUAACAAUUCAAAUUAAAAGCAGUGAAAGGUGAGGGUGCCCAUGUAUAGGAGACAUAUCAAUGGAAGUGCUCACAUGAGUUUCAAAUAUAGAAAAUUUAUGGAUUGCACUAUUAUAAGAUAAAGGUUGUAUUAGAGAACCUUGUUUAAAGCCAAAAUUUCCAAGAUGAACUAAACUAAAAAGUAAAAAGUAGCAGUGACCCAGAUGAAAGGCAUAUAUAAUGGAUCAUAAUUUAUUUUUAAUCCAAGAACCCUGCAAAUAUUCAUAAAGCAAACCCACGCAAACUUACUGAUUUGUAUAUUAAAUUAUAAUUUCUGUUUGACACACAAUUUUAUUUUUGAUCACCUCUUAUAUUGAAGACCAAAUCCUAGUUUGUCAUGGAAAUAAAGUCUGGCACCCAAUCAUCUCCUUUUAUAUGGUUUCCUCUUAAUUCCAAUUCCAGGUAUAUUAAAAUUUUAUGUACAGUUUUUGCUUUUGUGUUUAUACUUAAGGAGAAAAGGAAAAUUGUUAUGGUGAGCUUGCAGUAAAAACCCUUGGCACUUGCUUCAGUUGUAUAGGAGCAAAGUAAGGGUAGUCAUAGACUCAGAAAAGUACAGCACAGAAACAGGCCAGCCAAGAAUCUGCACUGAGAAAAUUGUCAUGCUCAGAUCAUCCUGUUUACACAAGAUGCAAACAAUUACAGGUGACCUUGGUGUCAUGAUGUUCAGUUAACAGGAAUCCACUUUUACAAAAGUCAAAAAUAGCUUUUCAAAUCGGAGAAGUGGAAUAAAAUUAAUUCAUAGAAUUUAUGUGGGUUUAGGGUGGGGAAAGAAAAAAAUAAACACUUUUUUUCCAGUCAUGUUCAUUGCAUGCAUAGUGAUGCAGUUCCAUGUUGUGAAAAAUUUCAAUAGGGACCAUUUUCACAUGAGAGGAUUUUUCUUUCGGCCACUGAAUUUUCCAUCCAUUGGCACCAGAUUAGUAGUCUCUGGGUUGGUGCCUGUGGAAAGAGGUAAAAUUUGGUUUAUAAAGUUGACUCUUUAUUAAAAAAAAGGCUAUGACCCAAUGUAUUUAAAAUCUAUUUUGGCCUGACUCCCUUCCAAGUACAUGUUUUGAGGCUUCUGGGAGGUGAAAUGAGAUGGGAGAAAAGGAAAAUAACUUUGUUGUUUAAAUUGCUUUUGAAAUGUAAUACAAUAGUUGCAAGCCAUGUUCCAAAUUCUAUAGGAGCUGGAUAAAUUUAACUUUUGUUGAAAAUAAGUCUUGCUCCUGCACCAAUUUUCUUGUUCUUCACUGAUUUUGUAUCUCCCCAAAUAAAAAGACCAUAUUAAAACCCAAUGCAACUAUUAAAUUGGAUUUCUGUGCAUUCCAUACUGAGCUAUAAAUUUUUCCAAACAUUUAGGGAAAGUGGAAGUGCUUCCGUUUGGGAAUGUGGAUCAUAUUCAUCCAUCAGUUGAUUGGAAUAAGGAAGGCAAAAGUAAAAGCUAAAUCAUUUCCGAAUAUAAUAGUGGUUUGGGUUAGAGUUAAGAGCUCUAUCACAAUUCUAAUUUUGUAUCUCAGAAAUACAGUCUUUAAUACAGACUUGGCUUUCAUCCUUGUGGAAAACAGAGAACCCAUUCAAAAACAUUCACUUGUCCAUGAAGAUGUUUUAAUUACAAAUUAAGUAGAAGGAACUUCACACAUUCUCCUUGUUUUAACCUGUGGCCAUUUGUGGUAAAUUGUAAAAUUUGAUUUAUAGCGUGACUCAGCCCGCACUAUUUUAUUUGCAGUUGUGAUUGGCAGACACCAGAUGCCUGUCUCCUCUUGAAACAACAAAUGAUGUAAAAUAUUUGUGUUGAUUGACAACUACAGACCCAAGCAGGGGAAGUUAUUUUCCAUGCCUACUACAACUCAAUUUUGAAGAGUUCUGAAGUACCAGAGAAGUGAACCUGGUAGUUCAGUAAACACCAUGUUUAAAUUCUGUGUGGAUGCUGGUUUAUUGCAUCUAUUAUUACAGAUAAGAAAACAUCAUAGCAUAUCACUUUGCAUGUCAGGUGGAAGUUAAAAAUUCUGUAAGCAAAUCUGUAAUUUUCUGUCACUGUUUACCUUCGCAUUUAAUAAAAAACAUUUGUAAUUUAUAGAUAA
Messenger RNA from Hypanus sabinus (Atlantic stingray), 4736 nucleotides. RefSeq names its product trafficking protein particle complex subunit 3 (gene trappc3). The coding region runs from base 92 to 634 and encodes 180 amino acids. Lineage: Eukaryota; Metazoa; Chordata; Chondrichthyes; Myliobatiformes; Dasyatidae. The record is from RefSeq and is a predicted model, not a curated record. Gene Ontology annotation, biological process: intra-Golgi vesicle-mediated transport; endoplasmic reticulum to Golgi vesicle-mediated transport. The transcript is spliced from 5 exons. Gene Ontology annotation, cellular component: TRAPP complex; cis-Golgi network membrane; cytosol.